This is a messenger RNA of Echinops telfairi (small Madagascar hedgehog), 1900 nucleotides long. It is a transcript of the gene L3HYPDH, whose product is annotated as trans-L-3-hydroxyproline dehydratase. The transcript is spliced from 5 exons. Gene Ontology annotation, molecular function: hydro-lyase activity. NCBI's taxonomy places the organism in Eukaryota, Metazoa, Chordata, Mammalia, Afrosoricida, Tenrecidae. The record is from RefSeq and is a predicted model, not a curated record. The coding region runs from base 102 to 1166 and encodes 354 amino acids.
CCUUACGCUGUCCUUGGUCCGGUCUCUCUGCCGGUAUUCGGGUGAUUCUAGGGCUUGAGCGGCCUACGGCGGGGGCUGAGGUCGAGAGGGCAAACCAGACGAUGGAGCCCGUGCCGGCUGUGCCCUGGGUGCCCCCGCACGACCCGCAGAGUCCGACGCUGUCGGUGGUGGAUAUGCACACGGGCGGGGAACCCCUGCGCAUUGUGCUCGCAGGGUGUCCGGAGGUGGCCGGCGCCACCCUGCUGGCCAAGAGGCGCUACAUGCGCCAGCACCUCGACCACGUGCGACGGCGACUCAUGUUCGAGCCCCGGGGUCACCGUGACAUGUACGGGGCCGUCCUGGUGCCCAGCGAGCUUCCGGAUGCCCACAUAGGUGUCCUGUUCCUGCACAACGAAGGCUACAGCGCCAUGUGUGGCCAUGCCGUCCUGGCCCUGGGCCGCUUCGCCCUUGAUUUCGGGCUGGUGCCUGCGCCCCCUGCUGGCGCCCUCGAGGCCCAAGUCAACAUCCACUGCCCUUGCGGGCUGGUGGCUGCCUUCGUGGCCUGCGAGGGGGGCCGCAGCAGCGGCCCAGUGCGCUUCCACAGCGUCCCAGCCUUCGUGCUGGUCACAGAUCUCACAGUUGAUGUUCCUGGUCACGGGAAGGUGGUGGUAGACAUUGCCUAUGGUGGCACAUUUUAUGCAUUUGUCAGUGCUGAAAAGUUUGGACUGAACCUUUGUUCUGCCAAGACGAGGGACCUUACGGAUGCUGCACGUGCAGUGACGGCAGCAGUGAAAGCUCAGUUUAAAAUUAGUCAUCCUGAAAGUGAAGAUCUUGCCUUUCUGUAUGGAACCAUAGUAACAGAUGGGAAAGACACUUACAGUGAAGAACCAACUACCAACAUCUGUGUGUUUGCAGACAACCAGGUUGACAGAAGCCCUACCGGCUCGGGAGUGACAGCCCGGAUUGCUUUGCAGUAUCACAAAGGGCUCCUAGCACUGAACCAGACCAGAGCUUUCAAAAGCGGCGUCACUGGCUCUGUAUUCACGGGGAAGGCCGUGACAGAAGCAAAAUGUGGUGGUUAUAAAGCUGUCAUAGUGGAAGUGUCGGGAAAAGCCCAUUACACGGGUACAGCAAACUUCACCGUUGAAGAUGAUGACCCACUGAGGGAUGGGUUUCUUCUCCAGUGACUUCCUCCAUGACUCUUAAGUGCCUUUUUUUUUCUUCAAGCAAUUAUAUUAGUAAUUUUCUUUAACUCACGUGAAAACCAGUACCCAAUGUUUACACAUGUAAAGGACCUUCCACUCGUUCUAAAAUAGUGCCCAAGACAAACAGUCACUAGACUUCCUCUUGUCCCUGAGGAAGUGGGAAGAGCCUCACUGCGAACGGCGAGCUCAGCAGCAGUCUCUCCACAGCAGCAAGAUGCAGCUGCUGCUCCCGUAAAGAUUGACCGCAUUGGAAUCCCUACACCUCUGGUGUCACUCGGGGAGUUGAGGAGUGUCAUCACAGGAUGACACUGUCAGAGGGAGGAACACCACAACGACUGUCUAGAAAUUUCUGUCCCGCGUUUCAGCAUAAAUAGCUUACUUUUUAGUAAAACUAUCCCUGUAGUUAAUGAUAGCGACAGAAACAUUUUGCUUACACGUAUUAACAUACCCACAAGGCUGAAACUCUGCAAGUUCACCUUUUGAACCUUCUGAUGUGCGCCUGUCAGAGCUGUCAUUAAAUGUCAUCCAAUGUCGGUGACAUUUUGAAUUUUGUGGUUUCAUCUGCACAUACUGUUUUCAUUAUUGCAGUGUGUCUAUAGUAACUCGUUUUGUUAAAUCUUCUGGUGUUUUAGCUACAAUAUUGUUAUAAUAGGUAUUCAUGAACCCAUAUCAAUAACGGUUUUGAGAAAUAAGUAAUAAAGGAAAAGGAGAAAAGA